Labeo rohita (rohu) is the source of this 1248-nucleotide messenger RNA. RefSeq names its product interleukin-1 receptor-associated kinase 1 binding protein 1 (gene irak1bp1). Bases 13 to 759 code for a protein of 248 amino acids. Gene Ontology annotation, biological process: canonical NF-kappaB signal transduction; immune response. NCBI's taxonomy places the organism in Eukaryota, Metazoa, Chordata, Actinopteri, Cypriniformes, Cyprinidae. The record is from RefSeq and is a predicted model, not a curated record. The transcript has 4 exons.
UUACCAACAAAGAUGGCGCACAGCCCGUCUCGUGUCUUUGCUACAGUUUCACCGACUGCUUGUGAUGUAUACCGAGACGAAAACGAAUUGGCGUUUAACCGGGGCCGCAAGCAAACACAUUUACACACGCAAAGCAACGCAAGAGUGGUUCAGAUGACAGGCUGCGCGGAGUUAUCCUGUCCUCCGGACCGCGCCACCGUCACCAUAAGCGUCAAAAACAGUAAAGAAAAUGUUAACGACGUGACCAACAGCGUUACCCGAAGACUGGAAUACAUACUACAGACUGUGAGACAGCAUGAUGUCAAGGAGGAAAACAUCACUGUGACCAAGCAUUUGCAAAGAGAGGAAGAGCUCUUCCACAUGCAAGCUGAGGUGCUUGUGGUGUUUUCAGAUUUUGAGAAGAUGCAACAAGCUCGCUCAGUUUUGAUUGAAAAACUUGACAAAAGCGUGUGUGUUGGUGACCCUCACUACAGUCACAGUGCCGAAAGCCUCGGUUUGUUAAGACGGCGAGUAUGUUUGGAAGCUGUGGACAAUGCCCGGCUAAAAGCCAGCGAGGCGUGUUGCAUUUUGGGACAAGCUCUGGGACGGCCACUGCUUGUACGUGAGGAGGAAUCACGAGAGUGGACCAGCGGCCAACAGGAAAUGACUGGCUCUCCUCUAACACCACAUCAGACUGGGGUUACAUUAGUCUCUGCCUCUUCACGUGUGUUUGUGACCUUUGAAUUGCGACCGAAGGACAGCAACAGGAGGAACUUUUGAAAUUUCCGUUCAGCAAUAUUAAUAAUAGUACGUUAUUUUAUUUUUUUGCUGUUUCAACCUGUAAACAAUGAAGCGAGCACAAUAGAGGAACACUGUUAUUCACAAAAGGGCCUUAAAAAUAAACAUAUAACUUUCUACUGGCGUUUUAACUUAAUAAAGUCCUCAAAUUCCAGAGUAUAAUGAAUAGCACUGUGUGCAGCUCAUAAGAUAAUGCUAACAUUUGUUCCAAACACUGAUAGAAAGCAUUGUUGAAUUCUGAAAGCAUACUUCAAAUGCAUACUUGCAUAUUGAUGCAUGAAUGUGUCUUGAACACGUAACGGAUGACAUCAUUAUUUGUUUCUACUAGAAAUCACUCACGGUCAUUUAUAUUGUAAUUUGUGACAACAACAUAUGGCUAGACAUGCUAGAUGACUAAAAAGAUCUUACUCACAGCCUCUAACAUGAUUUGUCUUUAAAGUUAAAACUGCACUGAAUGUCAGGGGAAAAAUA